Paramuricea clavata is the source of this 7096-nucleotide messenger RNA. The record is from the annotation of a GenBank genome assembly. NCBI's taxonomy places the organism in Eukaryota, Metazoa, Cnidaria, Anthozoa, Malacalcyonacea, Plexauridae.
AUGUCAAAAAAGAAAAGAGUGGCUGUGUCGUUUGAUUUAGAGUCAGUUAAACAUCGUAUGAGAGAAGAAGAUGUUUACGCAGACGGUAUUCGCAAGCAUCUUGAUGCGCUCAGAAAUGUCGACAUAAAGCGCGUUGCGUCGACACUGAAAGAAGCCGAAAUUCUUCAAGUUUUGGUAUGUAAGCUUGGCGUUGAAACAUUAGAAACGUUAAGAAAAGCAGCGCAACACGUUCCGAGGAAUAUUUGUAGAGUUGUGAAUGAAAAAUCCUUACGGAUCGACUACAUCCAUAAAAUUUUCACACUCGUGUCGACAAAUGUUAACAUGGCAAUACAAGAUGUCGAGUUUUAUGUAAACAUAAUGGAAUCGUAUUGUCCAUCCCUUUUCUUGACGCAAGACGUGGACGACAAGCUAUUAGAGCUAACUAAGUCGGAAAAUAUGUCGUUCAUCAAGUUUCUUACGCCACCCGUUAGUGCGUGUCUUCGAUGUGGCAAGUCAUUGACGAUGCGAAAUUACCCUGCGAAGGUUAAACUUUUCUCUGUGAAUGGUCCAAUACCAUGCUCCAAAAUAACGCUGGAAUGUAGAGAUUGUUCCUGUGCUUAUGGUGUAUGCAAUUUCUCGAACAAAGAGGGCACUCAUCUCUAUCCAAUAGACACCAAAGUCAAUAUUGUGGAAGUGAGCAACAUCACAUAUGUCGAUUUGAAAUUAUAUAAAUGGUUCCCGUCUCUGAGGUAAGCAAAUUAUAAGGCCUGUUUCAAACGUCGCGCUUCUCAUGUGCCGAACGCAUUAUCAACUGAUUAUCUAUUGUUUUUAAUGCGUUCGGCACAUGAGAAGCGCGACGUUUGAAACAGGCCUAACAUUUCAUUUAUAUAGCCAGUUUGUCAGUAUGACGACAAUCGAAACACGCAAGUUGCAACUGUCAUUUUCUCAAGUUCCUAUCACUUCCGUGUUGAGUCGAGACAAUAUAAACAAAUCAAAAGGACAAAAAUCUUGCCUACCACAGUCCCAAAUUUAAUUUUCAUUGUUUUGAAACUCUAUUAUUAAUAAACGGUCAAUAUAUUUUUAAAUCUUAUUCGGCAACAUGUCCUGUGUUUUAUCUUCGUAUCAAACCGAAAUAUAGCAUUGCGUGCUUUGAUUGGUAACUCUGGCAGUUUGGGAACACAUGUCAUAUGUAAUGUGUUUACAUAUUUAACUACCGCAAAAUAAAUUUCAUUCAUUGGCACUGAAUUUUGCAUGUUUAAUAUUUCGUAUCUUUGUUUCACGUUAUAUGAUUUCGCCUCGCAAAGAACAUCUGGAACCAGGGUAAUAAUAAUGUGAUUUAAAAAUGGACAUAUUUUUUGAAAAAAAUACUUUUAAUUUGUCAAAUGAUAUAGGAAAAAUAUUAGUCCUCGUAACUUCGUUUUGGAUUUGUUAUUUUUCGUCAGGAACUUGAGAGUUGAGAAAUUGACAGUUGCACUUUGGCAAAUUACUCCAAGCAAAUUGCAACGUAUCAACAUUGCAAAAUUGAUUGCAAUGUUGCAAAUACUGUACUCAAGGGAACAGAACAUCCGGUUUGACUAGUGUAAUAAUUGCAAAAAUAGUUCACAGUUAAAAAUAGUUAAUAGCUAGUUAAUAAUUGCAAAAUUCUGUUUUCUCUAUAUGAUUGUGCAGUAAUCAUUGCUGGGUAUCAUUUAUGGGGUUUGCUGAAGCAUAUAAUGACAUAUUUGAAGAAUGUAUCUCUAAAUACACAGUGGUUUUUACUGGGCAUCGAGUUGAAGGUGAGAAAUGCAUAACUAAUUGUGAAAUUAUCAGAAUUUCAAUGUAAUUAAUAAAUUAUAUGGUUAUGUAGUUGGGAGAUUGAUUCCGUAUUUUUGUUAACCCACUGGCAUUACCCUACCACUGAUGAGUGAAAUUGUAUGGGGUAUAUGACAGAGUAUGGUAUAAACAAACUAUAGAUACAUACUGGUACAAUGCAUUUGAGCACAUUGCAAGCAAAUAGACUAUUAAAUACAUACAUAUUUUCAUGUAUAAAUUUAUAGACUCUACAAAUGAUGAUCAUGAAGAAUCAACUGGGAAGGAAACUAUAGGUUUGUAAUUUAUAUUGCCUAUUUACCAGUAACAAUAUAAUUUAUUUAAUUAAUUUAACGGGAGUUUGUUAUUAUAUGUUGGAAAAAUGUCUCUCAAUGAUUGGGCAAAUUUGCUCUUAAAUUUGUUUACAAACUGCAAAGACCAAUAAAGCAGAAAUCAUACCCACAAUGCCACUUCUAUUGUGCCAUCAAAAUUAUGUGUAUUGAAGUGAUAGAUGGUCCUUCCCUAUUUAUGAGAUGCUUCCAGGAUAAAUGGCAGUAAAAUUACCAUGAGUUUCCCCAACUUAGCUAUUCUAUUACAGUUGAUUUCACAUAACUUUUCCGUGAAUGUUGCGAACUUCGUUUUCGAACUUCGUUGUGAAGUUCAAAAGUUCAUACUGAAAUUCACAAGUCUGUUUGUAAACAAAGCCUCUGAUUGGUCCCUUAACAAAAAUAAGCCAAUUAGAGGCUAGGUUUACAAACCGACUUGUGAAUUUCAGUAUGAACUUUUGAACUUCACAACAAAGUUCGGGGCAUGUAGUAAAACACUGACUACCGGAACACCACCAUUUUGUUUGGGUUAGGUGGUGUUCCGGUGGUGUUCUAGUGGUGUUCCGGUAGUCAGUGUUUUACUACAUGCCCGAAGUUUGGAACGAAGUUCGCAACAUUCACAGAAAAGUUAUGUGAAAUCAACUGUAAAGAGAGUACAAGUACAAUGUAUGUUUUAUAGAUAUAUUUAUUUUACCCAAAAAUGGUGAAUAUAUUGCAUGUCUAUGACAGUAAUAACAUUGUUCUGUAUAUUGUUAACAAGAUAAACUUUGGGAAAGAAAAAAGCUUGUUAGCUUAACCCAUUAAACUGCAGAACUUCGCCACUGCCAAGUAAAAUUGUCUGGCAUUAGACAAGUAAAUAAAAAAGGAGGGCGCACUGGGGCACACAGCGGCUCAAUGGGUUAACUAGAGACAUUGUUAGAUUUUUUGUUAACCCAUUGAGCUGCAGAGCCUCCCCAUUGAUGAGUAAAAUCGUCUGGCGUUAGACAAGUAAAAAAAAAGUAAGGCACACUGGGGCGCAUUGCGGCUUAAUGGGUUAAUUCAUUCUGUCUGAUUGUCAAAUUUAACUUGUUCUACUGCUAGUUUCACAUCAACUUGGGUGUCAAUUAUUUCAGCACUAAUUAUGGCUACUGGUCCCAUAAGGCAGGUGGCUACCCAUUGCAGGUAUUUUAUAGUAAAAAUGCCUGUGCUGGUAAAAGUGUUUGCAAACCAUAUGUGCUUGUAAAACAUUGUGGUCCCAAAUUGCAAACCAUAUGUGCUUGUAAAACAUUGUGGUCCCAAAAUGCAAGUUUCACUGUAUAUAUGAGAACUCAACCUACCCCCCCCAAAAAAAAAUAAAAUUGGGCAUUACCAUUGAUAGAUCCAUUGCAGUUAUUACAUGAUGAACUUUUUACAAUUUACAGGCAUUUUACCUGGGGAGUUGUCUGCUAAAGCAAUUGCUCGUUGUUUUUGGCAAAAAGAAGUUGAAGAAGAGCUGGCAUCUUUAGGGCUUCGAGAUAAAUGGGUAUUUGGUAAAGAAGGAGGAUUGCUGUCUGGGACAUUGGAAAUGGCAAUGGGAAUGAUUGAUAAAAUCCGUUCUGAGCAAUUGUACACUCAUGUUUGUUCUACACAUUGUAGAAGCAAAGGUAUUUUGAACAUUUUCUGAUUUACAGUACAUAUAUACAUUAACUGUCAAGCGUUCCACCUGUCCUACUCAUUUUACGCCUACAGACUAAUAUAAAUUUGAUAUAUUUGUAUAGUUAUCUUCUAUUUAAAACAUUUGAGUAUGAGUGUUUUAUCAGAUAUGAAACACUUGACAAGAUCUGAUAAACAUCUUACUUGUAUAAGAUCAUCAGUUAAGGUUUGUGUAAGGUAAAUGAAUCUUCAUCACAUAUAAAACACCUGAUCAGUUUAGUGAUUUCUUGAUGUUUUUCUUGAGUUAUUAAGCUGCAGAGCUUCCCCAUUGACAAGUAAAAUCGUCUGGCAUUAGACAAUAAGUAGGGUGCAUUGGGGCACAUUGCAGCUCAAUGGGCGGGGUUAAUGAGUUUUUAAGUUGUAGUAACAAUUUAAUCGCUAGCAUCUUGCUUGGGACUUGUGUCCUCAGUGUUUAUGCUUUAAAUUUUGUAGGUUGUGGUAAGUUGUAUGUUGCUGAUGGCAACUGGAAACUUCGAUAUGCCCACUGUAUGUGGAAGGUCCCUGUCUCGAUCCCUGGAUUUGGUCAGAUUAAUUAUCCAAGUAUUUGUCCUUUGUCGCCCAAGCGUGGACAUGCAUUCUGCGAGAAGCAUUGCAUCAAGGCUGGCCAAUUGGGUUAUCCUACGGAAUUAAAGGAAUUUUAUAAACAUUGUGGAGUUGCUAAUGUAGACAUUAAUUCAGGUUUGUUUGUUUGUUUGUUUAGUUGAUUAACCCAUUGAACUAGAUAUGAGCAAUCCAAAAUAGUCAUUAAUUAAGGGUUUAUUAGGUUUAUACAUUGUACCACAGAGUGUCAACUGAGCAGCAUUUAUAUAUAUAUAUGUCACAUUUGUUAUAAACAUGAAACUAUUGGUAAAAAAAAACUAUCCCAUGAACUAUUAUUAGUCAAAUCAUGAUCACUUGAUAUUGACCAAAUUUCUUUCUAAUAAGGAUUAUGGGGGAGACAUUACAUAAUAUCAAAGGGAAACACUGUACCGGUAAUGUUUUGCUCUGUAAUAUUUCUCUCAUCAACAUUCAGGCUGCAAUGUCACCCUCGGGCUAAAGCCCUCAGGUGAUAUUAGAGAUUUUGAGCAUGCAACCUUUUUGAAUGACGACAGCAGUUCUUGCUUGAAAUCAAAUCAAUGCCAAUGGCAAUUUGAUGCAUGGGUUUUCACAUAACAUAACAUACUUUAGGAUGUAUGUAUGUAUAGGGUAUACAUACAUACAUACACACACCCACACACAUGCAAGGUAAUUGGUGAAGCUUAAAUUAAUAACUAAAUAUUUAUAGAGAAAUUUAGUCAAUUCUAGACUUAAUAUAGUUAUAUAUGUCUUUGUAUAAUAAUUUGUAAUUUGCUAAUAUUAAUUUUUGUAGCACUUGAAGAGAUGUCAUCACAAAUUGUACUUACAGGUAUUACAGUAUAAUGGAUAGUAAUUAACCAGUUGCUAUCUCAAGUUUUUUUUCAUUAAGCUAUUUAAUAGUAAUUGUUGCAGAUUCCACUCCUACUGUAGUUGCAUUGUAUUGCUUUUUUACAAAUAGUAUAAUUUAUGUAAUAAAAUAAUAUUUAAGUUUCUCAACUUGCUUGGAAUGGGCAACAACUUAUUUUUGUUACCUUGUUUACAGAUACCUCGUAUGACAACAUAGAUGCAUGUCUAGACAAUUUUGCAGAAGCAAGUUAUGAUAUCAACAAUGACGAUGUGAAUGCAUCUUCAUUUCAAGGUAUUUACUAAAACGCAGUGUGAGAUUGUUGAUAAUUAGGCUAAAAGGUCAACUAUGAAAGCAGUCUCCUAAAGUAUGGUGCAUUUCAGCAUACUUAUUAAAGUAGUUACUGAAUUGUAUUGAUUCUUCUUUUUUCUUAUUUUCUCUUUUCUUUGUUUUUCUUAGGAACUUCUGAUUUUCUAAGUUCAAAUCCUGGUUUUGUUGAAGAUCAAUCGCAGAUUAAAGAGACUGUGUGUAACAAAGAUACAGGUGGUCUUAAGGCUUAUCACAGUUGGUCUCGUGGUAUAUUUUUUAUUGUGAGCGCAGGGGGCCACAUUGAGUAUUGGCAGCCAUUAUAUAGGUAUGUAUUUAUUUUUUCGUUUCACUGUUAUAUUAAGGAAGGGUAUUAAAUAAAUAUAGAUUUGCAGAAUUGCUAAAUCCUGCAUUUAUGUUCCAUUUUCAUAUCCUCUAACAAUUUCCAAGAACCGUAGUAGACACUGAAGUGAUAUUAUUAUCAACUCUUAAAACAUUUGAAGAAAUAGAUUCUGUGUUUUUUGUUUUUUUUAUUUAAUAAAUUUGAUUUUAUGAAACUAUAUUUAAAGGUCUGAGUCACCAACACAAGCUUUUUUGGUGACAAUUUUGUGGUUGUACAGAAAAUUUAAAGAUCUCAAAGAACACCACUCUGAUGAAGAAAUUAAGGAAGCAAUGUCUUCCAUUUGCUUGGCUUAUGACAAUAUGUGUCAUAUGGACAAUCUCCGUGUGUCGAAGUCAGAUCUCCCAUUGCCUGAACCAUUCAACGAAGCUUGGAAGUUGAUAGCAAAAGUCAUUGAUAGGCUUCACUUACGAAAUCAUGUCGAUGCCAAAUGCAAAGAACUUUAUGAUGCUGAUAAAAUAGUUCCACCUGGUUUCAAUACAAUGGCCUGUGAGCAAACAUUUGUUUGGGCGAGCCGAUUUAAAAAGGUUAUUUGUGCUAUGCCCCAUACCCAUCAAUUUUUCUUUCUGCAUCGCCUUGUGAAAUACAGAAACCAGUACACAGAAAAAUGUCAUCGUCUUCAAAAGGCUCCAGUUCUACCAAAACUUCAUGUGAAGUAAUGCAAUUUUAAUAUUGUUAUUAUUGUAAUGAUUGCUAGAAAUCAACGGGCCAUUCCAUAUAAUGUACACCCUCCCCUAUGGACGCGAAUAUGUCUGAGGGGGUUUGAAAAAGCCAUUUCUGAGGGGUUGUGUGCAUCAGCAUCCUUUGAUCUAAGGCAAAACAUUUUUAAUUUCUGGGGGGGGGGGUUGCAUCGGCACUUCUUUUUUUCUUUGGGGUUCAAAUAUUAAUGAACUCGUCCAUAGCCAUAGGGGAGUGUGUACAUUAAAUGGAAUGGCCCAACAUAAGCAUGCAUAUAAACAGUUUUGUGUAUAGUAUGGUCAGUUAAAGGGAAUCUCCACUGCUGCAAUAAAUAUGAACUGAAUACAUAGUGAAAUGUAUCUUAAAUGUAUCCUUCAUUUGUAACUUGCUUUGGAAGUCCAUUUGGAAGUAGUUUGCUCUGAACCAUGGAAGUCGCCAUCAUGAUUUUGAUGACGUAACCAUAGUCAGCCCAAAAAUGCGUGUUGAAAUUUUUACCCUCGUGCGUGGCGCUCGGGCAUGCAUCGAGUCUACUCAGUUUAUUAUUAUGAC